Molecule: messenger RNA, 1962 nt
Organism: Punica granatum (pomegranate)
Lineage: Eukaryota; Viridiplantae; Streptophyta; Magnoliopsida; Myrtales; Lythraceae
Source: RefSeq, a predicted model, not a curated record
GACGGAUUCUCCGACGGCAGUCCUAAUUCCGGGGCCUGGCUAGGGUUUGUUAAUUUCUUUCCCGGCGAGACCGGAAAAUUUUCUAGACUGCGAAGACGGAAUUGUUGAUCGAGGGGCUCCUCAUCAAUGGCGACGGAGGUAGCAAUCAGCACGGACAGGGUCCAGAAGUUCGUCGACGACCUCGAAGCUGAGAAAACCGCUCUCUCCACCUGCACCCAGCUGUUCACAACCUUGUCCAAUCACUUCAAAUCUCUCGAAGAGUCUCUCUCCCUGAGGGCCAAGUCCGUCGAAUCGAAGCUCCAGUCCCUCGAGUCCACCUCCCGCCAGACACUGCAGUCCCUCUCCCAGCGCGAGGAUUCGAUCCCGCAGCGCGAGUCCGAGGCGGUCGACGGCGUCCGGGAGAGGAAGCAAGCUGCGAUCGCCGCAAUUGAGAAGCUGGUCCCUAAAGAUGCAGGCUUGUCGGAAAACCUGAGGUCUCUUGCGAUGAGGAUGGACUCUUUGGGACUGGUGAAGUUGAUAGUAUCCAAGAGGAAGGAACCCGGGUCAUUUAGAGCAGAGCUUACGGACGCGAUCAAUGUGGCUAUUGAUCCUCCGAAGUUGGUGCUCGAUGCCGUGGAGGAGUUUUUGGAGAACAAGACCGCAAGAACUGGGAUCAUGGACAAGCGGUGGGCGGUUGCGUUGUUGGUUCAGGCUCUCUUUCCUGAUAUGAAACCGAGUUCCAGUAUGAAUUUGGGGGACGAAAACGUAGAUUCGGGGCCAAAGUUUGCGAAGAGCGUGGUGGAAAGGGCUUGGAGAGUAUUGGAAAUGUGGAAAGAACAAAUGGGGCAGGGUGGGGAAGGCAGUGAUUUUGGAAAAUUUGGGCCGGUGGAGGCGGUUAUGUUCCUGCAAAUGGUGGUAGGAUUCGGGUUGAAGUCAAGGUUCGAUGAGGAAUUCCUGAAGAAGAUGGUGUUGGAAUUCUCUUCCAGGAGAGACAUAGCAAAGCUGGCUCCUUGUUUGGGGUUUGGAGAGAAGUUGGCAGAUAUCAUUGAUGAGCUUGUGAGAAUGAGUAAAGAGAUAGAUGCGGUAUACUUUGCUACAGAGUCCGGUUUGACCGAAAGGUUCCCUCCCGCGUCACUCCUCAAGUCAUUCCUCAAGAACUCCAGAAAGAAUGCCACGGAUGCACUGAAGAAGGGCAAUAACAGUGCUGUAGCAUCGGAGGAAUCUAGUAACAUAGAAUUGAAUGCCAUUAGGGCUGUGGUUAAGUGCGUGGAGGAUCAGAAGCUCGAAUCAGUGUUCACACUCGAUGCCAUGAAGAAGAGGGCCAAUGUUUUGGAGAAAGCCAAGUCUGAGAGGAGGAAGAGCUCUGGUUCUGCCCCAUCUUCGAGCAAGUUGUCAGGCAAACGAGGUCACAGCUCCGGUGGCGGCAAGGGCAGCGGCCCACCUAUCCGACCAGCAAAAGUAGCCAAACUUUCAUAUCACCCAUCUUUUGCCCGAAGGACCCCAGCACCAGUACCUGCACCUCCACCUCGGCAGCCCAGCCCUGCAGCGAGGUACUCUCUUGCACGGUAUGGCUAUCCUGGGCACGAUGCCUUUGAAGUUAACGGUGGGAAUCCUUACACACCGACAUCCUAUGGAGUUGCUCACAAUCGGAACGCAGCUGGGAUAUCUCAACAACAGUACUCUCCAAUCGUGGGCUCACCUACAGGAGCUUAUCUUCCACCCUUGCACGGCGAGCAGACAAGCUAUGCGCCCUAUGAUUAUGCCUCUGCAGGACAACAGGCGUACCAUCCGACUAAUCCCUCUUAUACCCAAUAGCUGUGUACGAUCAUAAAUCCGAACUGCUCAGUUCAGCUUAGAUUCGCGAAUGUAGUUUGCGGAGUUUCUCUUCCGCAUUCUGAGAUGUGUAAAUUAGCUAACAGGUUCUAUCUUUGCUUAAUUGAAGUUAUGAAAUUGUCGCUACUCCGGCUAUGGCGAUAUAUGGAA